Molecule: messenger RNA, 1323 nt
Organism: Quercus robur (English oak)
Lineage: Eukaryota; Viridiplantae; Streptophyta; Magnoliopsida; Fagales; Fagaceae
Exons: 3
Coding region: 1-1323 (440 amino acids)
Molecular function (GO): catalytic activity
Source: RefSeq, a predicted model, not a curated record
AUGGAAAAGAAGAAGAUGAGUGUUGGAUUCAUCAACGGCUUAGUUGUUCCAAGUUCAGGAAGAAGUGGGGGUUUGGCUAUGCUGUGGAGGAAGGAAAUUUUUGUAGAUAUCCAAAACUAUUCGGGCAGGCAUAGUGAUGCCAUUGUUACUGAAGAUUCAGGGUUUAAAUGGUGGAUUAUAGGAUUUUAUGGAAAUCCUGAGGUCCAUCGAAGAAAGGAAUCGUGGGAUUUAUUAAAAGCUCUUAACAAAAAGGUUAACCUCCCCUGGUUGUGCUUUGGUGACUUCAAUGAAAUCGUAUCAAUGGAGGAGAAGAUGGGUGGAGCUCGAAGACCACAAAGGCAAAUGGAUGAUUUCAGAGAAGGAAUUAAUUGUUACCGGUUGAAGGACCUUGGCUAUUGUGGUUCGGAUUUUACUUGGAGUAAUAUGCAUGAGGGAGUACACAGAAUGUAUCUUCGGUUAUAUCGUGCCCUGGCUACAUCAGUUUUAGGCCAUGUUCCAAGGCAGAUUCAGAAUAAAAGGAAAAUCCUAAGUGACCUGGUCUUGAGGGAUCAAAAUGGAAGCAAUGGUAGUGAAAUCAACAAGAUUAGGAAGGAGAUUAAUGACUUACUGGACUGUGAGGAGAUCAUGUGGCAACAAAGGUCCAAAGUACAGUGGAUAGGUCUUGGGGAUCGCAAUACAAAAUACUUCCACACAAAGGCCUCUAGGAGAAAAAAGAAAAACACCAUUACCAGGCUUAUGGAUGAGAGAGGGACCUGGAAAGAAUCUACUUUGGGUGUGGCUGAAGUUGCAAUUUCAUAUUUUAAGAAGCUUUAUACAACAUCCCAACCUGAUAGAAUACAGGAGGUAGUUGAUGCUAUUGAUCCUAAAGUUUCGAUUGAAAUGAAUCAAACUCUGAUUAAACAAUUCACAAGAGAAGAAGUUGAAGCAGCCCUAAAAGAGAUGCACUCGACCAAAUCCCCUGGUCUAGAUGCUUGGUCAAUUUGGUACAAUAGGAAUCUAAUUGCAUUUGAUUCAAUAUGCCAAUUACCGAGCCAAAUCUGGAGUUUUGCCAAAAGAUUUCUUCAUGAACAUAGAAAUGCUUGGGUGGUAGUGAACACAGGUACAGUAGCACAGAAAGGUGGUUGGACUCCUCCACCUCCUGGAAUUUUCAAGGUCAAUGUUGAUGGGGCGACCUCUGAGGCUGGGAGAAAUUCAAGCAUGGGAGCUACCAUUAGAGAUUCAUGUGGUGCAAACAUAGCAGCUAGUUGUAAAUACCUCCAAGGUCAAUUUUCAGUAGUUGAGGUGGAAGCUAUUGCUGUAGAAAAUGGUAUUCUGCUUGCCUGA